This is a messenger RNA of Amaranthus tricolor (Joseph's coat), 1862 nucleotides long. Its product is annotated as serine/arginine-rich splicing factor SR34A-like. Lineage: Eukaryota; Viridiplantae; Streptophyta; Magnoliopsida; Caryophyllales; Amaranthaceae. The record is from RefSeq and is a predicted model, not a curated record. Gene Ontology annotation, molecular function: mRNA binding. Bases 819 to 1535 code for a protein of 238 amino acids. Gene Ontology annotation, cellular component: cytoplasm; nucleus; ribonucleoprotein complex. The transcript has 13 exons.
UAUGUGACACAAGAUUUCAUUAGGGUAGGAGUUUUUCAUAUUUUUUUCCAGUCUUGCUUUGCUUCAAGCUCCAAAUAUCAGAGCCUAUGAGGCUGUGACUCUGUGAGCAAAUCCAGCAGUUUCAACUGAGCAAGAGCUGAGAAGAACACUCUUUUAGUUCAUCAAAACAGGUCUUGCAUUUGUUAAGGGCUUAAGAUUCAAGUUCAAGCAGCAUUUGGAUUCAAUUUUUGCUAUACAGAACUUGAAUUCUCGGGUUGCUGGACAGUUAUACACGAUUCAUUACUCUUCUCGCGAAUUGAAAAACAAAUUAUGGUUGGCUGUGGACUAUUUUGAGCAUUCACAAAUUCAAAACACAGAUUAGUUGGCGAAUUAUGUUACACUGUUCCUGGAUAUGCUAGUUGUCUCUUGAGUCUUGACCUUGAUCUACUUCCAAUUAUAAAACUAUUUUACUAGAUGAAAGGAGCUUGGACAAAUAGGAGCAACAUAUAUAGGGAUAUAGGAGGGGAGAGGGAGAGUUCAAUGUGCUUGUGCUUUCCUUGAUGUGUCGUGGUAAAGGAGAUUUUCGGUCACGCUUAGAAGAUCUUCUUUGCCUAUGCAAGAAUCAGGAAGAGAAUUGGGCGAAGCUUGUGUAGCACCACAGUGUGGAUUGCUCUCAUGGUCCGCUUCAGUUUGGGCUUUGCUUAUCCUGUGUUUAUCUACUGAUGCUACACGGCAGUUUUUUUAUUUGAAAAUUACCUUUUAUGAGUGAUGUAUUAUAGGUACUUAAUAAGCAUUUAUGUUGCCUGCAGCAAACCUGCAGCGAAAUUGAUUCAUUACGGAUGGCUGGUAGUGGUCGUGCCUCCCGCACAAUUUAUGUUGGAAAUCUUCCGCUGGAUGUAAAGGAAUAUGAGCUUGAAGAUCUGUUUUACAAGUAUGGCCGUAUCGUAGAUAUUGAAUUGAAGCUUCCUCCACGCCCUCCAGGCUAUUCUUUUGUAGAGUUUGAGGAUCCUAGGGAUGCUCAAGAUGCAAUAAGGGGUCGUGAUGGCUAUAACUUUGAUGGUUGUCUUCUGAGGGUUGAGCUGGCUCAUGGUGGUAGGGGUAGGUCCCCUAUGGGCCCACGUGGUGGCAGAGGUGGCAAUAGUGGAGGUGGGCAGUAUAGUGUUUCCCGUCAUUCUGAGUUUCGAGUUGUUGUGCGUGGACUGCCCCCUUCGGCCUCGUGGCAAGAUCUGAAGGAUCAUAUGCGUAAGGCUGGGGAUGUGUGCUUUGCGCAAGUUUUUCGUGAUGGUGAAGGUAUGAUGGGAAUAGUUGACUAUACUAAUUAUGAAGAUAUGCAAUAUGCUAUACGCAAACUGGACAACACUGAAUUUCGAAAUCCUUUCUCAAGAUCCUACAUGCGGAUAAAAGCUUACGAGGGUAGUCCACCAAGAAACCGGAGUAGGAGUAGGAGCCCAAUCCGAGAUAGAAGCAGAAGUUUAGAAAGGAGCCCAAGACCGGCUCCAAGAUCUAGCUCUGCAUCCCUUGCAGAACCAUCAAGGACCUUUGUUACAGGGGAUUAACACCAUCAGGAAAUGUUGUUUCCCAUCUCAGAAAGUAAUGUUUGCCUUAUUGAUGUAUGUUGAAUCAUUUUUGUGGCAAAUGGUACUUCAUAUGGUAUUUGAAUGUCGUGGUUACUUUGCUAACCAUGCACAUCCGAUUGUAGGAAGGUUAUUCGUGUUUAUCCACAACCUUGGCCUGCAUUCGAAGCCUAGAACUUUGUAAUACAUUAAUUGUUGAACCUCAAUGCCAUGCACUACACAUGAGGAUACACUUGUGCUUUUUGCCUUGUGAAUUUGGAUCGGUUUCAUCUCUUUUCUUGGUUACCUGUUUUGGAACUUCAUAUUGGA